AAAGAAAUAAAGUGAGGGGAGGGGAGAGUUCCAUUUCCCCAAGUACUAGACGAGAGGGAGAGGGGGAGAGAGAGAGGGUGGGGAGGAGGAGCAGAGCCAGAGGCCAGCAGCCCUCCCAGCACACUACGACGCGAGAGGAGAGAGAGAAAGAGAGUGGGGAGGAAGGAAGGGAGGCAGCAGGGGCUGCAGCAGAGGCCAGAAGCAUUAGAAGCGGCAGUCGUAACCAAGUGGCAUCAGUAGAUAGAGCCCAUCCAUCUAUCUAGCUCUACAGGUAUAAAUCCUCACGCAUCGGUAGGAGGGCGAGGGAGAGGGUGGGGAGGAGAGGCCGUCACCAGGCCAACUACCAAGUGGGGGAGGACCGGAGGUGGGGGAUUUCUCGGGGGAGGAGUGCCCGGGAGGACCUGAUUGGGGGCUCCGGGCCGCGGUCUCUGAGCGCAGAUUUGGUGCCUGCGAUCUGCCAUGGAUUCGAUUUUGUCGUAGAAGAGGACGAGGAGCAAAUAAAGCAACAGGAGUAAGAAUUUCUCGGGGUGGGCAAGGGAGAAGGCAUGAUGCUGGAAGGGAAGUCCUACCUCGUCUCGCGCUCCCUGCCGAGCUCCUGCGAGCCGGAGACGGAGUGGGCGUACCUCGCGCACGAAGUCCUCAGCGGCAAGCGCCCCGCGCCGGAAGAUGUCGAGGAAGCUGACGGCGGCGGCAAGCGCAGCAAGCCGCCGUCUCCGCAGCCGCACACGCCGGACAUCACCGAGGGCCACGGCUCCAGCCGCCAUGCCUCCGGUGGUGGGGAGCAGCAGGGCACUGGGAGCAACCCCAUUAAUUCUAUCGGCCGUGACCUGACCAUCAAUUGCCUCCUCCGGCUAUCCCGGUCGGACUACGGCUCGGUGGCCUCCCUCAGCCGGGACUUCCGCUCCCUGGUCCGCAGCGGGGAGAUCUACCGCCUGCGGCGCCAGAAUGGGGUGGCGGAGCAUUGGGUCUACUUCUCCUGCAAUGUUCUUGAAUGGGAUGCAUAUGACCCAUAUCGAGACCGCUGGAUCCGAGUGCCCAAGAUGCCGCCAGAUGAGUGCUUCAUGUGCUCUGACAAGGAAUCACUUGCAGUCGGCACUGAACUGCUUGUGUUUGGGAUGGCGCGUAUUGUAUUCAGAUACAGCAUCCUAACCAAUUCAUGGACGAGGGCUGAUGCAAUGAACUCGCCCCGCUGCCUGUUUGGGUCAACAAGUGUUGGGGAGAAGGCCUUUGUAGCUGGAGGCACUGAUGCUUUGGGCACCAUACUGAGCUCGGCAGAGAUGUAUGACUCUGAGUCACAUACCUGGACGACUCUCCCCAGCAUGAAUAGAGCAAGGAAGAUGUGUUCUGGGGUUUUCAUGGAUGGCAAGUUCUUUGUGAUAGGUGGCGUAGCCAACAACAACAAAGUACUGACUUGUGGGGAGGAGUAUGACCUGAAGAGGCGUUCUUGGAGGAUCAUCGAGAACAUGUCUGAAGGCCUCAACGGAGUGACUGGUGCUCCUCCCCUUAUUGCAGUUGUCAACAAUGAGCUCUAUGCUGCUGAUUAUAGUGAGAAGGAUCUCAAGAAGUAUGACAAGAAGAACAAUAAGUGGAUUACUCUUGGAAAGCUGCCUGAACGGUCUGUGUCCAUGAAUGGGUGGGGGCUUGCUUUCCGAGCAUGUGGUGACCGAUUGAUUGUCAUCGGAGGCCCGAGGACCUAUACUGGUGGUACUAUUGAGCUCAAUUCAUGGAUCCCAAAUGAUCGGCCGCCUGUGUGGAAUAUGAUUGCCAGACGGCCAUCUGGGAACUUCGUGUAUAACUGUGCCGUGAUGGGUUGCUGAGUCCACUGAAUAAAAGAUGAAUGAAGUGGAUAUUUAUGAAGGAUGGUAUGCAUAGAGGCGGGCCUGUCCAAUUGCUUCAGCCCUUAUUCUUCGUAGCAAUUUCUGCCUUCUGCCCAGUUUCGGAAUUAACUGGACAUCAGCUGAUUGUCAGCAGUCUCAUGUAACCCUUGAGUUCUAAUACUUCUGUUUCCCUGCUAAUCCAUUUCCACAUUUGCAUUUGGAUCAACUGCUCGUGAUUUCAAAGAUAUGAGACUAUGCAAAACAAAUGUCUUAUUAAUAAUCUAGAAAGACUUUCAGAGGGUUUUUAUCUAUUGAUGAGAGGAACCUGUUAAGAAAUACUUGAUUCGCCUGCAGUUGCAACAAAUGCUAAUUCUUUUUCAUCAA
This is a messenger RNA of Panicum hallii, 2201 nucleotides long. Its product is annotated as F-box/kelch-repeat protein At1g74510. The record is from RefSeq and is a predicted model, not a curated record. Lineage: Eukaryota; Viridiplantae; Streptophyta; Magnoliopsida; Poales; Poaceae. Bases 546 to 1817 code for a protein of 423 amino acids. Gene Ontology annotation, cellular component: nucleus. Gene Ontology annotation, molecular function: protein binding. The transcript has 2 exons.